This is a messenger RNA of Heterotrigona itama, 521 nucleotides long. NCBI's taxonomy places the organism in Eukaryota, Metazoa, Arthropoda, Insecta, Hymenoptera, Apidae. The record is from the annotation of a GenBank genome assembly.
AUGAGUGUAAAAAAAACUGCAGCUUAAUGAGAAAUUUUUAUCCUUUUUAUGUCCAGGAAAUUCCUAGGCAACGUAACUCUGUUUCCGGCAGAGUUAAUUUGAGACGACCAUCACUAUGCUUCGAAACGCAGAGGUGGGAAAACGAAAAAUUAAAUCGAACGGACAGUGCAAAUAGUGUGGUAGAACUACGAGAUAUCUUCGAGCAAACUGAGUCGAGAAGGAACUCCGUUGAAGAAAAUAACAAUCUUUUAAGAAACAAUCAAAGUGGUAUCGUUAGUAACAUAAAUUGUGACAUCGCUAGCAAUGCGAAAGACAAAGAUCGACUGAUCAUCAAACAAAAUUCUUUCUUGGAAUCAAGUGUAACUAACACUGUUGAGAAACAAUUAAAAUCAUGUAUACGAACAACUGAGCCUUUGCGAAUAACUAGAAAUAUCGAAACAUGGCGGCCGAUUUUAUGGUUUACAUUUAUCUUCUUUCUCGGAUUUUAUGCCAAACAAAUUACUUUGACAUUUGUUACGUAG